Messenger RNA from Prorocentrum cordatum, 2462 nucleotides. The record is from the annotation of a GenBank genome assembly. NCBI's taxonomy places the organism in Eukaryota, Dinophyceae, Prorocentrales, Prorocentraceae.
GGGAUCACAACCCUCCUAGAGGAACAGCAGUCCCCCAGACCAGCUGUGAACGGGCGGCCUUCUGCCCAGGCCCCCUGCAAUCCUCCAAGAGAGCUCAGAUCAGACCCCCCCUUCCGUAGCCAUUUUGGCUCAAGCCCUUCCGGCCCCAAAAGCCGCCGCGCCGCCGAUGGCGCCGACCGACGCUGACGGCGCCUCGCCGCGCGACGCCGGGCCCGCCCGCCGCGGGCCCUCCCCGAGGAGCGCUGCCCCGUGCGAGGGGGUGGCCAAGUACCCGCCGUGCUGGAAGCACGCGCCCACCCUUCUCGAUGAGGAAGGCCCCCCCCCUCCCAGCGGCCAGGACGCGAGCCUGCUGGAGGCUGUGGAGCGCCACCCGUUCCAGGCGCAGUGCGCGUUGGUUCUAUCGGUGACCGACCUGGGCGAGGGCUGGGCUGGAACCUGGAAGGUCGGUGCGGCCGACUACGACAAGCUGAAGUCGGAGAUGUUCUGCGAGAUUGAUGGCUCGGCGCAGAAGAACGGCAACAUCUCGUGGGAGGACUUCGAGGCCUACUGCGAGGAGCACACGGAGGAGAUCCUGAAGGGCCCGAGCCUGUUCCACGGCAUGCUCCACGAGAGCUCGAGGCACAAGGCCUUCGAGACGUUUGACGGAGACGGGCACGCCGGACUGUCCAGGGCGGAGUUCGACGCCUUCGUCCGCAGCCUGCAGGGCCAGCACCUGCAGCACCUGCUGCGGAGGGCGCACCUCCAGGGCCGGGCCUUCUGGGGCAGGCGCGCAGGGGCCCGGGGGGCGGAGGUCCGCAGCGAGCGCGGGCUGGAGGUGGUGCGGGCGGUCGUGGACGCGGCGGCCCUGCAGGAGGCGGACGGCAGCGCCCGACCCACGGGGCGCCUUCUCCUCGGCCGCGACGCGGACAUCGAGCUGGCCGACGGGGGCGUGUGCCUGGGCGUCUUCGCCCUGGGCUGGUGGGAGGACUUCAAGUACUAUUCCGCCAACAACCACCCUCUCCACGGCAUCCUCAUGUGCGACCCUGGCCACCCGCUGGACUGGAAGGAGAGGCUGAUGAUGGAGAUCAGCACGCUGUGCUACACCUGGUUUGUCAUGCAGACGGCCACGCAGCUCUCAGAUGCGGCGGACGCCAUCACGUGGGGGCCCGAGGGUAAAGCUCUUUGCAGCGUGCUGUUCACGACGAUCACAGGGAUGGUUUGGUGGUACGCCCUGUUUAUGCUUUUUACAGUGCCCUGCACCGACGUUGACGAGUCUGCCGAGAGUGCCUCGAAGGUCGCAAAGAUGAAAACCAUUCGGCGCAGUUGUGAGGCAGUUGGCUAUUUUUUGGUUUUGUCCGCAGUCCUGAUGGCAACGUGGUCCCUCUGGGUGCACACAGAUUAUGUCGCACGGCCAGUCCUCUUGGGCCGUCUUAAGGCCUAUGCAAUAUCGUGGCUUUUAAUGUUCUUCCUCCAGUUCAACCCUGUCGUAGCGUUUGGAAACUCCGACCCCGCGCAAAAGCCCACUUUGAUAGACAAACUCGCCGCCAUCAUUGGCAUCGGCCAGUGGAGAAUCGAGAAGAUGACAUUCCAGUACCUCUGCAUUCGCGGCCUCGGGGACCUGGACAACGGGAAAGCGCCCGGCGACGCAGAGUUCCAUAAUAUGACGGAUCGAUCCUGCCUGCCGCGCGGUUGUUGCUAUCGGCGCGUCGGCAGGUGAUUCGGUUUGCACGCAUGUGUCGAAAAUUUUCCCUCCUAGCAUGCCAACGUGUAGUUCUCGUGUUCUCGUGUAUCGUAAUUCACAUAUGUGAGUGAGCUGGCGUGCGCAUAUAUGCUUUUCUAGGCACGCGCGUACGAUCUACAGUUGCACUGCUUUUCGGUUUGAACUUGUUUGUCAACUCGUGCACGCCAAGGAUAGGGAGGGCAGCAAUGCAGUUGCAACAUAAGCAGCGCAUGCCCCUCCUCGUCUUUGUCUCAGUGUUUCCCCUGCGGCGUCCGCGAUUGCGGCUUGGUCUUUGACCCGACAGCCGCUCGUGCACGGGGCUACACUUGCAGGAUUGGCCCAGCGUCUGUCCAAUGCCCUGCCAGCAUCCUUGCGUCAAUCUGUCGCGCACGUGUGCAACGUGCAGAGUACAACGCAGCAGCAGGCGGUGUUGCUUGCACGGGUUGUGCCGACUCGCUGGCGUGCUCGGGUUUAACAUACCAAGCUGCGGAAUGUCUGUCAUUGCUUUGGUUCCUUCGAUUGCCUCCGCAUGAUCUCGCUCAUGUAGUCGCUGCCUUUGCUGCUGCUCCUCAUCUUCGUCCCGUGUGCCUCCCUCCUCCCUGCUGCUUCCAAGAAGCACGGCGCCGAUUUGCCCGCGCAGAGGUCUCGAGGCGCUGCAUGCUUAGACGCGGCUGGUUAAUUGCCCCUUCCACCCAUGGAGGGCCGCACAUGGCAGAGCAAGGGAGGAAACCACCCCGAGGGGCGUGAGGACCAGGUAAGAAAA